CUUGCGAGUUCUGCAGUAAGUGAAGCCUCUGCCACUACACCAGAAUAUAUUUAGCUAAAAACUGAAAACCAUAGUGUUUUUAAUAUUUUUAUCCGUCAGAAACAAGCGACAAUCUCCCCUGAUGUUGACUGGAUGUAGAAAUCUCUCUUGGACAUUUUUCUCGCUCACCAGUAGAAGACUUUGGACUAGACAGAGUUUUAAGUCCCGAGCUGCUCUGUGCUCUUCGGCCUUUUCAUCCGUCCUUCAUUCUCUUCCUUCAUCUACCCACAGUCAUCACAUCCUGCCUAGCAGACAAAGCUCAGCUCGCCUUCCUCCGUCUUUUAAUUUCUCCUCAGCUCAUUCGUCCGGUCUGAUGGAGUUAAAGGAAGUUCUGCAGGUUUUGGAGCAGCUUGCUCCGCUGUCGCUUGCCGAGUCUUGGGAUAAUGUCGGCUUGCUGGUGGAGCCGAGCAAACCUCGGCCCAUUAAGACCAUUCUGCUAACCAAUGACCUCACAGAUGCCGUCAUGGAGGAAGCAGUGGCUGUGAGCUGCGAUCUCAUUAUUUCGUAUCACCCGCCGUUGUUUCGGCCAAUCAAGCGUCUGGUUCAGAAAGACUGGAAGCAGCGGCUGGCUGUGCGGGCCGUGGAGGCUGGCAUAGCGGUCUUUUCCCCUCACACUUCAUGGGAUUGCGUGAAAGGAGGCGUGAACGACUGGCUGGUUGGAGGACUUGGCAGCGGUCAAGUGUCGGUGUUGAGUCAGCUUUUCGGCGCCGCCUCCCACAGUCACAAACUGGAAUUCACGGUCAGAAGCGAAGAGGAACUAAACAUGAUCAUGGAGGAGCUGAAGGCUUGCGACAAUGGAACGACCCUACAGCAUUCAGGCAGCAGACCAGACAGCAGUGGUAUCCAUGUCAGCGUAACCUGUUGUGACUCAGCACUGACCCCGAGUGUCCAGGCUCUGUUAGGACACGGCACUCCCAGCCAGUCUCUCAGCAUCGUAAAGUUAGAAAAGCCCCCUCUCCUGGGCCACGGCCAAGGCCGACGCAGCGUUUUGGGCCAGCCAGUGACUGUCGGAGCAGCCGUCCAAAAACUGAAGUCUCACCUGGGUUUGAGUCACCUCCGUUUGGCUCUGGGGUGGGGGCAGACGCUGGAGUCCUCUGUGUGCACUGUGGCUGUAUGUGCUGGGUCAGGGGCCUCAGUACUGAAUGGAGUCAAGGCAGACCUCUAUGUCACAGGGGAGAUGUCCCACCAUGAAGUGCUGGAUGCUGUGGCAAAAGGAACCAGCGUGAUCCUCAGUGACCACAGCAACAGCGAGCGGGGUUACCUGGCUGUGUUCAGGGAGAGACUAGCCGUGCGCCUGCCCGAUAGCAUAACAGUGGUCCUGUCGAAGUCUGACAGAGACCCUCUGGAGGUCGUCUGACUGACUCUUGAUUGGAAGUUGUAGUAAAAAGUCAUCUUUUUCUGAAAGAUGGCUUUUUACUACAGAUAUGUGUGACAUUUUGUGUGUGAGCCAGCUAUGAAGAUUCAAAGAUGCAAUACAAGGAUUUUUUUUUAAUGUAUCUCAUAACUUGUGAAAGAUAAAUGAAAGUGACAGGUUCUUCUCAACAAGAUGACCUUUUAACCUCUGAACAAACAUGGCUGGAAAUCAAACGAUUUAGCACAUACAUGUCAAAGAGCAGGCCUUUGGUAUUGCUUCAGUGCACGUACUCCUGCCCCACUGCUGAGGCUUAAAAACAAAAACAAAACUAGUAACAGUCCUCAUUAUUGACUUUUACAGAGUCUUACGCCUGCACCGCCUAUGACACACCUGUUCUUUCAUAAAAACAUUAGGAGACAUCACACACUUCGCUGCCCCCCCAUCAGGGUAGUGGCUUUUCUCUCAGUGUGGUGUUCACACCUCCGCUUCCUUUCAGUCCUCAGCAGCUUUUAUCCCUAACAACACACAAAUGGAGAAGGAAAACAGCUAGAACAACGCGUAUACUUCGCUCCUGUAAACCGACUCCAGCUGUCACUUUUAUAGUGCAAGCAGGUAGGUCUGAGGCCUGUCAGUUUGAGAGUUUCCUUCUCCCACUGAGCCCUACGAGGUGGAUAAAUAUACUGCAUAGUGAGGCAAAACUGCAGAGUGUAAUGUGCUUUAAAAUCUGUAUUUGAUUUAUAUUUGAAAGUCUGUUGAGGAAACUGUUGGUUAAUAAGUCUAAUGAAACUCAACAGCAGCCUGUUGAACUAAAGUUUCUUGUGACGACUUUCUGUGAUCUUUACCAAGUCAAGGAGUUCAAACUUAAUCAGGAAAAGCAGAGCGAGGACUGUUGCAUGCAAGAAAAAAUGCUGAUAUGAAAUGAUACUGUAUUUUUACUUAAAUGCAAAUUUAGAGUAAAAUAUUUCACUUUUAUACUUUGCUUCUGCACACUGUCACAGUGGAGUGAACCAAGUGCAGACAUCUUUAGAUGAUGGGCUUAAAAUGCGCGUUAAAUGUUUGGAAAUUACGAUAAAAAAACACUCCUUCAUUUUUCAGAGACAUGGACAAAAUGAUAUAAUGUUAAAUUUAAGGAUUAUUAUUCAUGCUUGGAUAAAAAUCUUUUGCAGUUACCAACAAAUGCUAUGUUUCCUCACUUGAGACGUUUUGCUAGGCCUUUUCAGCCUUCAGUAGCUGCUUGUUUGUGGGACUGAAAAGCAUGACGGGUUGAGUUGAGAUCAGGUGAUUGACUUGAGUGCUGAGGAAUAUCCCAUUUCUUUGUCUCAAAGAUCUCUUGGUUUGCUUUAGCAGUUUGCUUUGGGUCUUUGAAGUGCUGUUCAUCAGUUCUGCAGCAUGUGGCUGAAUCUGAGCAGACUGUAGCCCUGUACACUUCUUAAUUUAUCCUGCUAUUCCAAACAGCAGUCAUAUCAUCAAGAAACACCCUGACCUGGUUCUACUGGCAGCCAUAUCAUACCAAUACCAUAAUAAUAAUAAUGCCAUAAUACUGCCUCCAGCAUGUUUGACAGCUAAUGUGGUAUGCUUCAGAUCAUCAGCUGUUAAAUGUUCCCAUUAUUCUGGUACAAGUUCCUAGUGUUUUCAUCGGUUCAAAAAGGGUUUUUUUUUGUUUUGUUUUGCCCAACUGUGCAGACUCUUUUAGGUGCUUUCUGGCAAA
Messenger RNA from Pelmatolapia mariae (spotted tilapia), 3101 nucleotides. It is a transcript of the gene nif3l1, whose product is annotated as NIF3 NGG1 interacting factor 3-like 1 (S. cerevisiae). The record is from RefSeq and is a predicted model, not a curated record. Lineage: Eukaryota; Metazoa; Chordata; Actinopteri; Cichliformes; Cichlidae. Gene Ontology annotation, cellular component: cytoplasm; mitochondrion. The coding region runs from base 122 to 1396 and encodes 424 amino acids. The transcript has 7 exons.